Lolium rigidum is the source of this 1093-nucleotide messenger RNA. Its product is annotated as homeobox-leucine zipper protein HOX24-like. Gene Ontology annotation, molecular function: DNA-binding transcription factor activity, RNA polymerase II-specific; sequence-specific DNA binding. The record is from RefSeq and is a predicted model, not a curated record. The coding region runs from base 70 to 720 and encodes 216 amino acids. Lineage: Eukaryota; Viridiplantae; Streptophyta; Magnoliopsida; Poales; Poaceae. Gene Ontology annotation, biological process: positive regulation of DNA-templated transcription. The transcript is spliced from 2 exons. Gene Ontology annotation, cellular component: nucleus.
GGCUGCGCUAGCUUAAGUUUAAGUGGAGUCCGUCUUUGCCGAUUCGAUACCGCGCACGACGGCUACGCAAUGGAGAGCGACUGCCAGUUCUACAUGUUCGGCGCCCCGCCGGUAGACGCCGACGACGGGCACGGCCAGUUCCUGCAGCAGCCGCAGCUGAGCGGCGGCGGGGAGAGGAAGCGGCGGUUCACGGAGGAGCAGGUGCGGUCGCUGGAGAGCACGUUCCAGUCACGGCGGGCCAAGCUGGAGCCCCGGGAGAAGGCGGCGCUGGCGCGGGAGCUGGGGCUGCAGCCGCGGCAGGUGGCCAUCUGGUUCCAGAACAAGCGCGCGCGGUGGCGGUCCAAGCAGCUCGAGCAGGACUUCGCCGAGCUGCGGGAACACUACGACGACCUCCGCGCCCGGGUCGAGGCGCUCAAGCAGGACAAGCUCACGCUCGCCGCGCAGCUGGAAGAGCUGAAGGGGAGGCUGAACGAGCGGCAAGACCAGAGCGCCAGCUCCGACGGCGGCGCCGUCGCCGAGGUGGACGACGACAAGAGGAAUAACGUUUGCUGCCUCGUGGAGAGCGGGGCGACGGAGGCGGACGUCUCAGAGGACUCGGCCGCGGGAUGGUACGAGGACGACCACCUGGCGUACGGGGGUGGACUUCAGGAGCCGUUCUGCGCCACGCCGGAGCUGUGGGAGACGACAUGGCCUGUGCUGGAGUGGAACGCGGUAGCGUGAAUCAGCGAUCUGCAUAAAUCUCUGUGUACUCGUCUCGUGUGCCUGUAUAUGUACGUACGUCUUAGUUGUUGCGAGCUCGCUCAGCCGGCUGAUCGAUCCGGGCUCCGGCGACCACAUCAAUCGGGUUAGAUGUAGUGGUAGAAGAAAUAUCAGCAGGCAGCCUAGGGAGGGAUGCAAGCGGCCGGGGCAAACAGAGAAGAAGCGAUGCAAUCUACAUGCAUGCGCGCGGCCGCCGGCCGGUAGACGGUCGUUGUCUUCGUCGAGUGUCCGUGUAAAUGGCCGCAGGCCGCUCCGACGUGCCGCGUCGAUCUGGGUGUGUCACUCAUGUACGGUUCAUAUCGCGCGCGCCGUCGCUCGAAACAAAACUACAGUU